Spizellomyces punctatus DAOM BR117 is the source of this 879-nucleotide messenger RNA. RefSeq names its product 60S ribosomal protein L19-B. Gene Ontology annotation, biological process: translation. Gene Ontology annotation, molecular function: structural constituent of ribosome; RNA binding. Gene Ontology annotation, cellular component: cytosolic large ribosomal subunit; ribosome. Lineage: Eukaryota; Fungi; Chytridiomycota; Chytridiomycetes; Spizellomycetales; Spizellomycetaceae. The record is from RefSeq and is a predicted model, not a curated record. The coding region runs from base 1 to 555 and encodes 184 amino acids. The transcript is spliced from 6 exons.
AUGGUAGUCACGUUUACGACCAAUCGCGCCCCAUUGGCAUUUUUUCUGCAAUUGCAGCCAUUACAAGACACACCCUCCUCCUCCUCCUCAGCCGGUCUCUCCCAGCAUCCGUUCUCCAAAUUUCGCAUUUGGGGUGGAAUCAACUGCUCUGACACUCAGGUUACAAUGGCAAACCUUCGCACUCAGAAGCGCCUGGCUGCUGCCGUCCUCAAGUGCGGCAAGCGCAAGAUCUGGCUUGACCCCAACGAAGUCAACGAGAUCUCCAACGCCAACUCCCGUCAAAACAUCCGUAAGCUUGCCAAGGAUGGUUUGAUCAUCCGGAAGCCCGUGGCCAUGCACUCUCGCUACCGUGUCCGCGAGCGGGCUGCUGCCAAGCGUCUUGGUCGUCACACCGGUCCUGGAAAGCGCCGAGGUACCGCCGAGGCUCGUAUGCCCACGACUGUCCCUUUGGAUGCGUCGUAUGCGUGUUCUCCGUCGUCUUCUUCGCAAGUACCGGGAGUCUGGCAAGAUCGACCGUCACCUGUACCACGAGUUGUACAUGAAGGCCAAGGGUAACGUGUUCAAGAACAAGCGUGUGCUUAUGGAGUACAUCCACAAGGCCAAGGCUGAAAAGACCCGUGUGAAGCUUCUCGAGGACCAAGCUGCGGCUCACCGUCAAAAGGCCAAGGCUGCCCGCGAGCGUCGCCAGAACAGGUUGGCUGCGAAGAAGGAGGCUCUUCGCACUGGGUCGGAGGAGACUGCCCCAGCAGAGAAAUAAGUUGGGUAGAUAUCUCGUGCGCGGCUGUGAUGGGCAAGAGAGGGCUUGGCAUAUCUCUUUCUUCUUGUAUCAUUCUUCUUCGGUCUUAGGUAACAUUAAUAAAUGGGUCAUGCCAACCGCAA